Messenger RNA from Racocetra fulgida, 158 nucleotides. NCBI's taxonomy places the organism in Eukaryota, Fungi, Glomeromycota, Glomeromycetes, Diversisporales, Gigasporaceae. The record is from the annotation of a GenBank genome assembly.
UUCAAGAUUCUGAUAUAGACACUUGUUCUAAUGAUUUAAAAGAAUUUGAAUCUCCAAAUCAAUAUAAUGAUGAUAAAGAAAACUUCAAACGCAAAGAAAAAUUAAUUGAAAAAAAAGAUACAAUUAUACAAUUAAAAAAUUAUUUACGCAAAAAUUAA